Molecule: messenger RNA, 477 nt
Organism: Prorocentrum cordatum
Lineage: Eukaryota; Dinophyceae; Prorocentrales; Prorocentraceae
Source: the annotation of a GenBank genome assembly
ACCUUCCCCAGGGUGUGCCCUCGAUGUGGCUGCGGUCGCCUGCUUCAGUCCCCGCGCCUUGCUGACCUCGGGCUCCUCGAGCUGCCCACGCUGACGGGGAUGGAGAUGCCGAGCGGGCUGCAGCUGGAGCAGACGCUGCAUGGCCGUCGGCCGCCGACGUGGACGCGGGCGACCUGGGCUCCCUGCUGGAGCGGACGGUGGUUUCAAAACGCCGGAUGCCCUCCCAACGCGCCUGCGCGACCCAGCGGGGGCUGCCGCGCGGCCAUGGUAGGUGCACCGUGCCGAAGCCGUCCCCAGCGCCUCGAGGCGGCCGCGGUUGCCACCGAACCCUUGCUUCUGGCCGAAGCACACGACGUCGACAUGCUCGUACAGGAAAGAGGUCGGGACGCUGAGAGCAAAGCAGGCUUGCCAGCUGGAGGGCCAGAUGGUCGCCUUCUCGGCCUGGGCUUGGACGUGCCGAGGACGGCACCCGAGUAG